Eruca vesicaria subsp. sativa (arugula) is the source of this 927-nucleotide messenger RNA. The record is from the annotation of a GenBank genome assembly. NCBI's taxonomy places the organism in Eukaryota, Viridiplantae, Streptophyta, Magnoliopsida, Brassicales, Brassicaceae.
AUUUUUUUUAGUCAGACAAAAAAAAUGAGUCUAAAAAACCGUGCACUGCGGUUAUAGCAAUAAUCAUGGUCUAAGGGGUUAUAGGGUCAAAUCUCGUUGGAAAAGGUAUAUUCUCUUAAAUUUAUUUAUUGAUGGGAUUUGAGGUUUCAGGGAGAUUAUGGUGAAGUAUGCCAAAGCUAUUGAUGGACUUGCAAAAGAUUUAGCAAGGAGGUUAGCAGAGAGUUAUGGUUUGGCUGAGACAGACUUCUUCAAAGGAUGGCCGAGGCAGUUUCGGAUUAACAAAUAUCAUUUUACACCCGAAACAGUUGGGAAACUCGGAUUUAAUCUACACACAGAUUCUGGUUUCUUGACGAUUCUUCAAACCGAUGAAAACGUUGGUGGACUUGAAGCCAUGGACAAUGUUUCAGGAAAGUUCUUUCCCAUAAGCCCGUUGCCAAACACUCUUGCCAUCAUCCUCGGGGACAUGGCUAAAAUCUGGAGCAACGGAAGAUUGUGCAAUGUGAAGCAUAGAGUGCAAUGCAAUGAAGCAACCAAGAGGUAUACUAUCGCCUCGUUUUUAUUAGGACCAGUGACUGAUUUGGAACCACCAAAUGAGUUUGUGGAUGAUGAACAUCCGCGACUAUACAAGCCUAUUAGUCACGAAGGGCUACGAAACAUUAGAAUGAUCAAGAAGUUGUCUGAUGGAGAAGCACUCAAGCUUAUAACCUAUGAAUGAUAAAGACGUCACGUAAAUGACACGAUAUGGUUUUUGUGUUUUCCUAAUAUUGAGAAUAAAGUUGUAUCUUUAGCCUAUGAAUUUUCGUAGUAUAUUAAUUUGACGAAUUUCAUAUUGAGAUCUUUGUGGAUGCAAUAUUUCUAUUGGAUUUCUGUUUAUUGGUCUACUCAUUUUUUUUUUGUGAUUAGACGCUACAUAUUAGCCGAUUAAGU